Messenger RNA from Andrographis paniculata, 2344 nucleotides. RefSeq names its product transcription factor PCL1-like. Gene Ontology annotation, biological process: regulation of DNA-templated transcription. Gene Ontology annotation, molecular function: DNA binding; DNA-binding transcription factor activity. Gene Ontology annotation, cellular component: nucleus. The record is from RefSeq and is a predicted model, not a curated record. Lineage: Eukaryota; Viridiplantae; Streptophyta; Magnoliopsida; Lamiales; Acanthaceae. The transcript has 2 exons. Bases 246 to 1238 code for a protein of 330 amino acids.
CCCUGCCCUGCCCUGCCCUACCCUACGCUACCCUACCCUCGGCUGCUGUUCCUGUUCGUGUUCCUGUUCCAGUUCAGUUCAAUUCAAUUCAAUUCUACAAAGGCAGGCAAGAAGGAAGGCACAGACACAGUUAUCUUCUUCUUUCUUGUAUUCGAGUCAAAUCGGAGGGUUGGUUGUAUCUUAUCGGGAUUCAAUUUCAAAUUCAAUUGCUACAUGUAUUAUGUGUGUGUGUGUAUGUAUGUAAUAUGGGUGAGGAGGAAGUGAGAAUCUUCGACGACGACAGCGUGGCGGAGUGGGAGGCGGGCCUCCCCUCCCUCCAUGAUCUCACUCCGCUCUCCCAGUCCCUCAUCCCCGCCGAAUUGGCCUCCGCCUUCAAAAUCUCGCCGGAGCCCACGCGGACCCUGCUCGACGUCAACCACGCCUCGCAGACCACACUCUCUUCCCUUCGAGGAGGGCCCCCCGCCAACUUCAAGCCCUUCGUGGACGACGAUCACGUCAUGACUGACCCGGACCCGGACCCGGACCCGGACUCGGACCCCGCGGCGGAGGAAGGAUCUGAUUCGAAGAAGACCCGGCGGACUGACCCAACCGACGAUCUGGCUCUGGACGACCAGUCAGCGGCAGGGGCGGGGGCGGGCGGCGCCGCCAAGACGACUCUGAAGCGGCCGCGCCUCGUGUGGACCCCGCAGCUUCACAAACGGUUCGUGGAUGUGGUGGCGCAUCUAGGGUUGAAGAACGCCGUCCCCAAGACAAUUAUGCAGCUGAUGAAUGUGGAGGGUUUGACCCGCGAGAACGUCGCCAGCCAUCUCCAGAAGUAUCGCCUCUAUGUCAAGAGGAUGCAGGGCCUUUCCAACGAGGGCCCCUCGCCCUCCGAUCACCUCUUCGCCUCCACUCCCGUGCCGUUGCAGAGCUUCAACGACUCAUCCACCAGCCAUGGGAAUGGAAGCCAUAGCACCAGCGGGGGCGGCAAUGGAAACCUCGGCCUACCGUCGCCUCCGAUUACAAUGCCAUAUCCUCCUCCUCCUCCUCCUCCACCACCACCUCCUCCGCAGCAACAGCAGCAGCCACCUGUGAUGCCAAUGCAGCUAUUACCUGGAAAUGGAUUUCAUGGCUACGAUCAGUACCAUUACCAGCAGCAGCAUUACAGUACCAUGGUGCAGCAGCAAAGGGACUGGUCCGGGAACAAAUUCAGUGGCGGCUAUUCUCAUCACAUGGCACAGAACAACAAUAAAUGUUAGGAUGAUUGAAUUGUGGAAUGUUGGGAAUAAAGGAGGAUCUGGUGGAUUGAUUCUUUGCACUGGGAAUGUGACAUGUGAACCUCAGCUAGCUAGGACUUGUUAUGUUAGCCAAAUAUAUCACUUGAUUGAAUAUACAUCAUAAUCCAGCAUAGGAUUCUUAUAUUGAUUGCUAUAAACUGUACUCAUGGAGUGGUAGAUUAGAUAUAUGAUUAAAUUAUAGGACUUAUGCCAACUUAUGCAUGUUAUAUAUUAUGAAAUGUUUGGAUCUUUAAAGAGCCAAAUGGAUAAUAUGCUUUGUUCUUUGUAAAUAAAAGUUUGUGUGUUAAAGGACCAUUCUUUGGGUUUGCUCCCUGUAAUUACUGGUGCUUCAAAUUGUUUCUUAUAAAUUUGGCCGGACUAAAGGCAAUGAAAUUGUUUGUCACUUAGCCUCAUUUAAGUUCUUGCAUGGAAGAACUCUUGCUUGCAACUAGUUGUCCCUAAGUUACUGAUAAUCCUGCUUCUUUGUGAUGAGAUUGUUUAAGAAUGUUUGUUGGUGUAUCGCGUUAUCAGCAUAAAAUUGCUUACUUUUGUUUUUCUUUGGGAGUUAUUGCGAUUUUGAAUUGUGCAACAAAGCUCUCUUUAUGAAUUGUGCAACAAAGCUCUGUUUUUGAAUUGUGACUGUUGACAUACUUAUUUAGCUAUUUCAUGUUAUAUAUCAUUUUUUCAUCUUGUGCAAAAGUUUUGGCAUAUUUUCACUCUCAUCUAGGGGAGACCACCAAGAAAGCUCAUGGUGCCACAACUAGAAUCUUGGCUGCACAUUUAAUUUCUUGUGAAGGUGGAUAAAAUUGAGUGUGAAUGUUGGUGCAAUACUACUUAGAUCUUUAGGAUGUUUUCUCAAUUCACUUGCCUUUUUGGUUUAUCGAAUCUAAAAAAAACUUGUCUAACUGAAUGCAUUUGUUACUUGUCUUCUGUUUCCUUCUCUUAUGAAUGUAAAUUGAGUGAAUUGCUUCCUGUUUUCUGCUGCUGUUUUUCAUUAGCUUAUGCAAGAACAAAGUAAAUGGAUGGUAAAAGAAUUAACAGGCUCAGGAUUUACAUAAAUCACUCCUUUUUGUUAACCUGCUGCUUCU